Acanthosepion pharaonis is the source of this 4212-nucleotide messenger RNA. The record is from the annotation of a GenBank genome assembly. NCBI's taxonomy places the organism in Eukaryota, Metazoa, Mollusca, Cephalopoda, Sepiida, Sepiidae.
AUGACUAUUCCCGAUACAGGUGAAAUCCAUAAGAAAACUCCGCAAAACACAUUUAGCGAGCACAUGGUUACCAGUGAUGAGGAUGAGGAAAGCACUCAUCUGAUGAUAGAUGAGCCUAAUAUCAGAGCUAAUGGGGCCAGAAUUUCAUCUGACCAUUUCCCCUUAACCUACACUUAUUCUUCAUCUCUGACCUGUCCAAUCCCUACCACAUCAGCUGGGCAUAGUAGCUGCUCCCCACAAAGUUCUUUAUCCAAUGGUGAUGCCUUACCCAUGACUGGGUCAUCUGAAACAUUGAGUACCAUGAAAGGAAAGAAACAGCCUAAAGUUCCUGUUAAACGAAAAAGUAGUGGCAAGAUCUUACCCACUGGUAAAGACGGGCAAAAUGGUUAUGUGUGUCCACAAUGUGACACUUUAGUACCAACUCAACAUGAGUUAACUACACACCUUCGUUCUCACAAUGGAGUCAAUAACUCCAGGUCAGAACAUCAGUGCCACCAGUGUUGGAAGAUCCUAAGUUCUUCAAGUUCACUAGAUCGUCAUAUGCUAACCCAUUCUGGGGAAAAGCCAUUUUCCUGCCGUAUCUGCAAACAGUCUUUUACUACUAAUGGCAAUAUGCAUCGGCACAUGCGUACCCAUGAGAAAAAGAAUGAUCAAAGGCGUGCAGCUCUCUUGAAACCAAAGAAUAAGUCCUCUUCUUCUUCCUCCAAGAUGGACCUAUUCAAUGAUAGUAUGAUUGAUGUUUCAGCAAGUAAAAAUAGCUUGAGGUUGUCAGAGAAUGUUGAAAUGGUAUCACAGAGUGUGUUGAAAACUACAUGGUCUUCUUCAACUCUGACAGAUGCUAAUAAAAAACCUACCUCUGACAGUCAAGGAGAUCUCAAUCCUAAACCAAGUAUCCCUCCUUACCAAAAUGAAGGCCAUGACCUCUCCCAAAAAACAGUGCUCAAAAACACCCUUUCCUCUCUUCCUCAUUCACCUACAGAAAGCUCUCCUAAGCACUCCCUUCAUUCUUCCCCAAGAUCUUCACCUCUCAACUCUAUCACAACUGUUGAGUUUUCCAGUAGCAAAUUCCCUCUGAUCUGCAUUGCAGAAGGUAGCAAAAAUGUCCAUCGACCAAAGACUGGUCAACAGGAAUAUGGCUGUGAAGAUUGUCAGUUAUAUUUCCCUUGUAAGAAGGCCCUUGAUUUGCAUUUGCAGACUCACUGCACAGACAAGCGAACUUCAUGCAGUGUGUGUGAUCUCACCUUUUCAUCACCUGAAAACUACCAACAACACUGCCAUUGUUAUCACACUGAAGAUACCAAUGAAUACCAGGCAGUAUUUAUGAAUUCUCUCAACCUGGUAUCCAACCAGAAUACUUCCAAAAUGGCAGAAUUACAAUCAUGCGUGAAUGGUAUUGAUAAGGGCUCCCUAGCUAAGCAAUGUCACUUGUCUAAGGACACUCAACCAGGCUCAGUUUCCCCUCAGCUUCAGAUUGAUAAAUAUUGUGAAGAGGAUAUCAAGCCAAAAGAAGGCCAAUUAAAUAAUUAUUCUAUCCCACAAGAUGAAUCCACCAACAGUCACAUCAGUAUUGGUGCUGAGAAGGCCUUUAAUGGAAGUGCUAAGAAAAAAUCAAGUUACACUUGCACUUAUUGCAACAAAGAUUUCAUCAAUACCAGAGCUGCCAAAAGUCAUGAGAGAAGCCAUUUGGGAUUGUCACCCUAUCAGUGCAAAUCCUGUAGUUACUCCAGUCCAGACAAAAGCACCUUGAUCCGACAUAUGAGGACCCACAAUGGAGAGAGGCCCUAUCAGUGCAAACUAUGUAACUAUGCUUUCACUACAAAGGCCAACUGUGAACGACAUGUUAAAAAGAAGCACAACAUUUUCAAGAAAGAGGAAUUGGAGACCAAGGUUGGUUACAAUAAAGAUACAAAGGAGGCUCAAGAUGAUUCUUUCAGUUCCCCAGACACAGUUUGCAAAUACUGUAAUAAAGAUUUUAAAUAUUUUCGGCGUCUGAAGCACCAUCUUCGUGGACACCGUAGCAGUGAAGAGAAACCUUUCAAGUGUAAACAGUGUGACAUGGGUUUCUCAACCAAGGCUAACUGUGUUAGGCAUAUUCAAAACAAACACACAGAGAUCAAUCACAUUAACAUUGAGAAUUAUGUACAGAUGCAGGAAUCUAUGUUUACAUCUUUCAUGGGUCAUACUGGUCCACCAAGAUGUACAUCUGCACCUCCACCUGCUCAUUCUCCUGCAGUCCGGUUCAGUGAUGAUUCUACUGAAGAUGCCAAGCCAUUAGAUCUCCGUUCAUCUCGAAAUCUUUCCCAAAGUAGCUCACCUUCAGUUAAUGGAGGCUCAUUGAUUUGUCCUGAGGAACAGGACAACAAUGAACCAAUUGAUUUGUCUAUUAAGAGGACUAAAAAGGCCAUCAGAAAGAUUGUAAGAACACCUGAUCCUAACGCACAAUGUCCUAAAUGUGACCAAGAAUUUGGUUCGGAACUUGAACGCCAGUACCACAUCAAGAUAUCCCAUGAUCAGGCAACAAAACCAGGUGACAGCGAGUCUUGGCAGAAGCAAUCUGCUUCCCAACAUGUUUCCCAUGCCCCAGGAGUUUCUUUGCAUCAUAACUGCCAAUCACCUUUGACUAAAAAGAUUAAACUGGAACAAAAUCCACAGAAGGACAAGAUUCCAAAUAUUGAUUGUAACUCUGAUGAUUUGGCUUCUGUAAGCCAAAUUUUGAACACAACCGGUGCCAAUUCAUUUGAAGCUUACUUUGCAAACCACCAAGAAGAUGAUACAUUGCUCUUGUUGGGGCAAACAAAUGGUUACAGCUCUAGCCCUUCUGAAUAUGGAAAUGAUGGACUCCAAAUCAAAGAUGAACCUCGCGAAUUAGAUAGCGAGUAUAUCAGUGUGACACAAGAAGAAAACAUUUUAAAUAAUUCCUCUGAUGCUAAAGACAUGGCUCGACAGGAACCUGAAAUGGAUUCUGUUCAGAAGAGUCAUAAAAAGAAACGUAAUUCUUAUGCUGACUCCCCACACAAGUUGAAGUGUCCUCAUUGCCCACGUCACUUUCCUUGGGCUAGCUCCCUCAACCGUCACAUCCUUACACACACUGGUGAGAAGCCAUUUGAAUGUCCUAAAUGUCAUGUGAUCUUUUCUACAAAGUCAAAUCGUGAGCGUCAUCUGACUCGAAAGCAUGGGGUCAAUAUGUUAGACCCUGCUGCUCGUCAAACAAUGGAUCGUCCAUUCAAGUGUCACCUCUGUACCUUUAGCUCAUUUGCUACCAAAGAGAAUCUUUUGCGUCAUUACCGAGAUCGCCACCCUGAAGAUCCACUGCCAGAUGGUGUGUGUGAUGGAAUAGAAAAAACAUCCAGUUCUGGUUCUUCCCCACAACAACAAAAAAACAAAUUUCAUUCUGGAAGCAGCAAUAUCAGAAUGGAUCUGAAGUCUCCAGUAUCUGCUGAAAAAAGCAUGUCAGAUGAACAUGCCCUAAUUCCUUCCAAACUUACUGAAAGAGAAAAUACAUUUCGAGAUGAUGUUGGACCUAAGAAUGAAGAGCUUGAGAUCAACAACAAUCUCUUGCAUUGGACUCAGAAACCUACUGACCUCCAGGGAAAUCUUACCUCUAAAAGCCACUUAUGUUACAUGUGUGGAUACAAGUUAAGUACUCAACAACUGCUGCAGCAACACUUGGAGGUCCACAGCAAAGACUUACCCUUUAAGUGUCACUUGUGUGACACUUCAUUCCAUGAAAGAAGCAAAUGCCUAAAGCAUAUGGAGAAGGAACACAGAGCUAAGUGGUCCAUACUGACAAAUAAGAACAAAAUUACAAACAUGGAACAGUUUUCUGAUGAUGUGGGUCACAGGUGCCAAGAAUAUGUUAAACAGUUAUCAGACUGUGUGGAACAAAAUAGUCAUAUGACUGAUUAUCUUAAUAGAAAAGUUUACUGUUCUUUUUGUACAAAGAGGUUUUGGUCCACGCAGGAUUUGUGUCACCACAUGCACUCUCACACUGUUUGCCAAUUGACUAACAAAGAAGCAAUCAUUCCGUCCAGUGUGUCAGAAACCGAUCCACUUUUGGUACGAACUCGGGCUGCAGAUUUUUCUGCCAAAUCUAAAGAAACUGAAACUGAAGAUAUCCUACCUACCAUGCUUGGAAUGGAUGAAGCAUCCAUAGACUUUUUACUUGAUAGUGCUGUGGCUGGUGUUCAUCUCCCUUCUUCCUACAUUCCCUGA